AUGUUUUCAAGUAUAAUCCUUGCGGUCUUCUCCAUCAUCGUCCUAGUCUAUGUCAGGAAGAAACCCCGACGAACUCUACCUCUUCCUCCUGGACCUAGGAAGUACCCAAUCAUCGGGGAUUUAUUGGUUGUACCGGACGAAAGUCAUUGGGUUGCAUAUGAUAGGAUCGCAAAGGAAUGUAACUCGGAUAUACUUCACUUUAGUGUAUUCGGCAACUCAGUGAUCGUCUUGAACUCCUUCGCGGCAGCCAGUGAUGUCCUAGAUCGACAAUCCUCCAUUUCGUCAAGUAGGCCUGAAGGCACGAUGAUCAAUGAAGUCAUGGGUUGGAAGUCCAUGUUCAGCGUUCAACCGUACGGUCAGCAGUGGCGAGAUCAUCGGAAGGUUUUCUGGCAAGAGUUCCAUCCCGAGCAUGGUAGAUUGCACCAUCGCCCCAUUCAACUCCGUUGCUCUCGGGACCUCAUUCGGCAUCUCUACGAAUCACCCCUCGAUUUUCAGACACACAUCCGCCACAUGAUUGCGUCCUCCAUCCUCAUGGUCGUAUACGGUGUGGAUGUUCAGGAGAAGGAUGACCCAAACAUCACCUUGGUUGAGGAUGCCCUCAAGCACCUCGACUUAGGAUUUAUAGGUACCUACAUGGUCGACAUUUUUCCCUUCCUCAAACACAUUCCUCGAUGGAUACCAGGUGCAGGAUUCCAGAUCAUCGGAGAAAACGCAACGCGGGACCUGAACCUGUUGGUCGAUGUUCCAUAUUCGCAAACGCGCAGGUUGCUUGCAAAAGGACGCGGAGAAUCAAGCUUAAUCUGUCGGGCCUUGAAUCGUGGUUCGAUACCAGACGGAGGGCCGGAGGAGGGUAUCAUCAAGAACACAGCAGCAACAGCAUAUCUUGGUGCUAACGAGACUUCCAAAUUCUCAAUGACGCUAUUCAUUGCUCUUAUGGCACUCAACCCAGAUAUACAAGAGCGAGCCCAGCGAGAACUUGAUCAAUAUCUUGACCAUCGCCUCCCAGAGUUUGAAGAUGAGUACUAUCUACCAUAUACGUCUGCGGUGAUGCUGGAGGUGCUAAGGUUGGAGCCCAUCACUCCCCUUGGCCUACCACGUAGCCUCGUCUCCGAUGGUGAUUACAAAGGAUAUCAUCUCCCAAGCGGAUCCGUUGUCUUCUGCAAUCUUUGGGCGAUUCUCCGCGAUGAAACGGUGUUCUCUGAACCGGAAGAAUUCAAACCUUCGCGAUUUUUGAUAGACGGACAGAUUGACCCCCGCCUGAAAGACUAUUUCAUGACUGCUUUCGGCUUUGGGAGGAGGAUUUGUCCAGGUCGAUAUUUUGCGAUGGAUAAUCUUUGGUUAAAUAUGGCGUCGAUUCUCUCUGUCUUUACGAUUGGCAAGGCCGUUGACGAGAAUGGCCAAGAAAUCGACAUCAAUCCCGAAUAUACAACCAAUCUCAACCGUCAUGUGCUCCCAUUCAAGUGUUCGAUCAAACCGCGCUCUGAAAGAGCCGAAGAACUAAUUCGUGAAUGCCGUCGACUUUGA
This is a messenger RNA of Pleurotus ostreatus (oyster mushroom), 1524 nucleotides long. RefSeq lists its product as uncharacterized. The record is from RefSeq and is a predicted model, not a curated record. Lineage: Eukaryota; Fungi; Basidiomycota; Agaricomycetes; Agaricales; Pleurotaceae. Gene Ontology annotation, molecular function: iron ion binding; monooxygenase activity; oxidoreductase activity, acting on paired donors, with incorporation or reduction of molecular oxygen. The transcript has 12 exons. The coding region runs from base 1 to 1524 and encodes 507 amino acids.